Messenger RNA from Diaporthe amygdali, 1647 nucleotides. Its product is annotated as d-lactate dehydrogenase 2. Bases 1 to 1647 code for a protein of 548 amino acids. The record is from RefSeq and is a predicted model, not a curated record. Gene Ontology annotation, molecular function: catalytic activity; FAD binding. Lineage: Eukaryota; Fungi; Ascomycota; Sordariomycetes; Diaporthales; Diaporthaceae. Gene Ontology annotation, cellular component: mitochondrion. The transcript has a single exon.
AUGGCGUCUCGGUCCCGGAUUACACGCGCCUUGACCAGAGCGGAGAAGGCCGGCAUAUCGGCGACCCUGUCACGGCCGGGCCCUACGAUCUUCUCUGUUGCUGCCGCCCGCACCAUCACCACCACGGCUGCAAGGCAAUUCAGGCCCUCUGUUACAAGGCACGGAAAAUACACUACCGACUCGUAUCCAGAAAUCAAGAGAGACUCGAGGUUCUCAGAGCUCACUCCAGACCAUGUCGCUUACUUCAAAGAGCUGUUGGGUGGUGAAGCCGCCGUCAUUGACGCCGUCACCAAUGAGGCAGCGGCCGAGGACUUGGAAUCCUUCAACUUGGAUUGGAUGCGCAAAUAUCGAGGGCACUGCAGACUGGUUCUGAAGCCCGGAUCGACCGAGGAGGUCAGCAAGGUCCUCAAGUACUGCAACGACAACCUGCUGGCCGUCGUCCCCCAAGGUGGCAAUACCGGUUUGGUUGGAGGAUCUGUCCCCGUAUUUGAUGAGAUUGUCAUCAACAUGAGCCGGAUGAACAAGGUACGCUCAUUUGACGAUGUCAGCGGAGUUCUCACAGCCGAUGCCGGCGCCGUCCUCGAGGUCGUCGACAACUACCUGGCAGAGAAGGGCUACAUCUUCCCUCUUGACCUGGCCGCCAAGGGAUCUUGCCACAUUGGAGGCAACGUUGCCACGAAUGCUGGAGGUCUGCGGCUCCUUCGCUACGGAAGCUUGCAUGGGAGCGUGCUUGGUGUUGAGGCCGUGCUACCCGACGGCACUAUCGUCGAUGACCUUUUCAAGCUCAGGAAGAACAACACCGGAUACGACAUCAAGCAGCUAUUCAUAGGUGCCGAGGGCACCAUUGGUAUUAUCACUGGAAUCUCAAUUCACUGCCCCCAAAGGUCAAAGGCAGUCAAUGUUGCCUUCUUUGGUCUGGAGUCUUACGAGAAGGUCCAGCAAGCCUUCCGCGAAGCGAAGGGGCAGCUUUCUGAGAUCCUUUCGGCAUUUGAGCUCAUGGACUCUCAGAGCCAGCAGCUUGUCAAGAAAGUCACCAAGAACAACUUUCCCUUGGAGAGUGAUUACCCGUUCUAUUGCCUAAUCGAGACCAGCGGCUCGAACGCGGAGCACGACACUGAGAAACUAGAGGCUUUCCUCGAGGACGUCAUGGGCAAAGAAAUCGUAUCGGAUGGCGUGGUGGCGCAGGACGAGACGCAGCUAAAGUCACUCUGGGGCUGGCGAGAGGGAAUUUCUGAGAGCUCAGGCGCAUUCGGUGGCGUCUACAAGUAUGACGUCUCGAUACCCCUGAAGUCGCUGUAUCAGUUGGUAGAGGAUACCAAAGAGAAAAUCCAAGCCGCUGGUCUGAUCGGUGAUACCGACGAGUAUCCUGUUGUCGACGUUGUCGGUUACGGGCACAUGGGUGACUCGAACCUACACCUCAACGUUUGUGUUCGGCGAUACGACAAGGAAGUCGAGAAGAUCCUGGAACCUUACGUUUUCGAAUGGAUCAAGAAGCACGAGGGCAGCAUCAGUGCUGAGCAUGGUCUCGGUCUGGCGAAGAAGAAGUUUAUCGGCUACAGCCGCAGCGACAACAUGAUAGGUUUGAUGAAACAAAUCAAGAACCUUUACGACCCGGUAGGCCUUGAUGACCCCCGUAUUUCUGGCUGA